Messenger RNA from Ornithorhynchus anatinus (platypus), 2922 nucleotides. RefSeq names its product protein-arginine deiminase type-4-like. The transcript has 17 exons. The record is from RefSeq and is a predicted model, not a curated record. Lineage: Eukaryota; Metazoa; Chordata; Mammalia; Monotremata; Ornithorhynchidae. Gene Ontology annotation, molecular function: calcium ion binding; protein-arginine deiminase activity. Gene Ontology annotation, cellular component: cytoplasm. Bases 1 to 2187 code for a protein of 728 amino acids.
AUGAAUGACAAGGGCCCAGAUGGUAUAGGCUUGGUGAUAAAGUCUCGGAAAGCAGGAAGUCCAGACCCCAGUCCAACCCUCCCCAUGCCUGCCCAGGCCCGGCCCGACCCAGAACUAGCUCCUGCCUGUGCCAACCUGGACUUGCCCAAGACCAUCCAGGGUGUGGCCCCGGAGGCCCCUGGACUUGAAGGUUUCUAUGGGGAGCUACAGACCCCAAGAAGGGGCCCUGAGGGCUUCAGAGGGGGCAACCAGGCAUCCACCCAGGAAUGUGCCCCACUGGGCAGCACAGCCUUCGACAUCACCGGCACGGUGGGAGUUGUCAUCGACGUCAUCAACAGCUUUCCCAUCAAGAAGACCCCCAACGAUGUCUCCAUAUCGUUCCUGAACCCCAAAGUUGAGGUUGUGGUGACGAUGAAUGCUACGAGCUCGACCAUCAAUGAUGAGAAGGUUCAGAUUACAUACUACGGACCCAACGCAGGCCCGGUCCUGGGCAAGGCUGUUCUCUACCUCACUGGAAUUGACAUCUUCCUAGAUGCAGACACAAACCGCAGUGGAAAAGUCAACCAAAGCCCAAGGAAGAUGGAAAAGAGUAACUGGACCUGGGGCCCUCAGGGCCACGGAGCUGUCCUGUUGGUCAACUGUGACCGGGAUGGUCCCCAAACCGCAGACAUGGACAAGGAUGAUGAUAAGAUACUAAACCUCCAAGACCUGAAAGACAUAUCCUUAAUGGUCUUGAGAACACAGGGCCCUGAGGAAUUCUUUGCUCAGCACAAGUUGGUUCUGCACAUCCCUACAUCCACGAAGGAUAAAGUCAGAGUUUUUCAAAGCAAAAAUGAAGGCUUUAAGGCCCAGUUUAAGAUGGUGCUGGGGCCAUGCAAGGUUUCACACGUACUGGAGCAGGUGAAUGGCUGGCAGGACAGAACCUUCUAUGUAGAGGGGCUCGCCUUCCCCGAUGCUGACUUCUCUGGCCUGGUUUCCAUCUCGGUCACACUGUUAGGAAGGGUCCACCAGGAAGUCCCCGAGGUCCCAAUCUUCGAAGACACGGUAGUGUUCCGUGUGGCUCCCUGGAUCAUGACUCCCAACACUCUGGCCCCUCAGGAGGUGUACGUGUGCAGGAUAUCAGUAAAUGAGAGUUUUGUCAAAUCCGUGGCAGCUCUCGCCAAAAAAGCCAACUGCAAGCUAACCGUCUGCCCUGAAGAGAUAAACGAUUCAGACGUGUGGAUCCAGGAUGAGAUGGAAGUCGGCUACAUCCAGGCUCCUCACAAAAUGCUGCCCGUUGUCUUUGACUCCCCGCAAAACAGAGGGCUGAGAGAUUUCCCUUUCAAGUAUGUGCUGGGCCCAAAUUUUGGGUAUGUGACCCGAAAUUCAGGAGUAGACUCAGUCGACAGCCUUAAUUCCUUCAGCAACUUGGAGGUCAGUCCCCCCGUCAACGUCUGGGGGAAGGAAUACCCCCUGGGCCGUGUCAUCAUCGGCAGCAGUAUCUACCCCAGGACCGGUGGCCAAGAGUUAGGCAAGCCUGUGUGGGACUUACUAUGUGUGCAGAAAGUGCAGGCCCCCAUCAAACUCUUCUCUAAUUGGCUCCUCGUGGGCCACGUGGAUGAGUUCCUGAGCUUUGUCCCAGCCCAGGACGGAAAGGGUUUCCGGCUGCUCCUAGCCAGCCCUGAUGCCUGCUUCCAGUUCUUCCGGGAGAAGCAAUUGGAAGGGUAUGGAGCUGCCGAGAUGUUUGAAGAGAUCGAGAGUAAAGAAAAGAAAUCAAUAGAUGACAUUCUAUCCGACAAAAUGCUGGAAACAUACAAUGAGUGCGUGCAGAACUGCAUCAGCUGGAACCGAGAAAUCUUGAAGAGAGAGUUGGGCCUGGUUGAACAAGACAUCAUUGAUAUCCCACAGCUUUUCAAAUGCUCUAACUAUGAAACUUCAGGAAGACACGAGGCUGAGGCUUUUUUCCCAGACAUGGUGAACAUGGUGGUCCUGGGAAAACACCUGGGCAUCCCCAAACCCUUCGGGCCUAUCAUCAAUGGUCACUGCUGCCUGGAAGAGAAGGUCCGGUCCCUGCUGGAGCCGCUGGGACUCAACUGCACCUUCAUCGAUGACUUCGUAAUAUACUACCAGCGGAAGGGAGAUGUCCACUGUGGCACCAACGUCCGCCGGAAGCCCUUCUCCUUCAAGUGGUGGAACCUGGCCCCUUGAGUCGAUGACUUUCCCAAGCAUCCUCUCUGCUUGUUUCCAUCCAGGUCAGGGAGGAGACACACCACCUGGAGUGAAGCAGAUGAGAUGAGUCCAUCAGACACGUUACCGCAAAGUUCCAGCAGCCUGGCUUCGACAAACCCACCCUUGCUUAUGCACACUGCAAUGGCCUCUUUGGUCUUUUUCCGCAACCACUGAAUCGGGAAGGCGCAGCAUCUCCUAAGAUGCUGUUAAUAGAGAGCCAGACUUGGCCCAGCCUAGGGAGCCCAGGAGCCUGAACAGCAGCCAAUAAAAUCUUUAGUAUAGUUCUGAUUUCCUUCCUCCACCAGGCCACACCUACACCAGGAACAGAUUCCCCAUCUUUUUAAACAUCUUUGCCUGAGAGCUUAACCUUUCAGCCGUCCAUGGCUUCUGCCUAGCCUGCAGUGGAGCCUAAGGUGAAAUUGAGUAUUGUCACAGAUAUUUCAUAAGGUCUCUUUGUAGACUGUCUCGUCAACGACCAGACACACGGCCCCCAAAUCUCCCCACCCUUCUCAGUCUCAAAGAUACCAGAUCUGAUGAAGAGGAGCACAUUCAGGAGGUGUAGAAAGCUAAUAUGUUGGAUGGUACAUACAACUUUUAACAAAUCUGAAUUGAUCCACAGCCUGGUUUCUAUUCAGCUUGGUCCAAUUUCUCUUAAUCUUAGACUUGUGUCCUGUGCUAAUUUGGAUGAUGAAUAAAAUCUUCUUUUCAUGAAAA